Polyodon spathula (Mississippi paddlefish) is the source of this 4539-nucleotide messenger RNA. RefSeq names its product TMF-regulated nuclear protein 1-like. Lineage: Eukaryota; Metazoa; Chordata; Actinopteri; Acipenseriformes; Polyodontidae. Gene Ontology annotation, molecular function: DNA binding. Gene Ontology annotation, biological process: regulation of cell population proliferation. Gene Ontology annotation, cellular component: nucleus. Bases 303 to 797 code for a protein of 164 amino acids. The transcript has a single exon. The record is from RefSeq and is a predicted model, not a curated record.
AAGGCAGUUUAUAACAGCUACUGAGAGCAGCAGGACUGAAGGUAGAGAGACAGAGAGAGAGGCAGGGCUGAGGCAGAAGGUGACCACUUACCAGGUAUUAGUCCAGCUCCCUGAUGCUCAAUCCAGCAUCCCUUAUUAAUGAAUGGACUGGACCAGCGAGCAGUGUCUGUGUGUCCUGUUUCCAGAAGACUCCGCUCUGCCAGAGAGAGAGACCAGGGACCGGGGAGAGAAGGAAGUAAUAGGCAGGAGAGUGAAAGAGCCCCAACAAGCUUUGUUGAGGUGCCCAGCCAACUGCAGCAAGCAUGAAGGACCAAUCUCCUGACCCGGUUCAUCCAGAGGCUUCGGGGUUCAAGAGCAAGUCUUCAUCCCGGCGGUCCAUCUCCCUGGGCGAUUUCCGUCGUCUGGGAGACCAUGGCAGGGCCGAAGCAAUGGGAAGGUUGGCAGGGGCGCCCACAGCCCCCUCGUCCAGGCUGGUGACCCCCAGCUCCAGUAUGGAGUUUGAGGCGGCGAGACGGAGGCUGCUGGAGGUGGAGGAGAGGCAACGGGUCAUCCUGGAGAUGGAGAGCCGGCUGCAGGAACUCCACGACGUCUUUGUGCAGUCCGAGCAAGAGGUGGCGGAGCACGGCGAGCUGGUUGAGCGCAUUUCCAGCGCUGCCCAACAGGGGGAGCUGUAUGCCGCCGAGAACACCCAAACCCUGAAGAAAACCCUGAAGUUCAAGACGCACCGGUCCACAAUUGUCUUCGCCUCAAUGCUGGGGCUUCGAACCUGCUUGCCUUGGCCAGUCAAACUCAAAUAACCUGGGAUCAGAGAGCUUCAGGACCGCUCUCGUAGUGGCGGGGGAUUCUAGAUCAGAAGGUUAACUAACCAGCCUUCUUUCCACUCCUGGUCUCCACAGGUCAGUUGUGUCUCAUCUACCAGGGACAGAUAUAAUACCUUUCUUCAGCCGCUGCAUUCACUCACUAAGGCUUAAUGGUUAUGUUGUAAAAAUUAAAAAAUUAAAGUUAGCAUCUCCUUUUACAAAGAGGAGGCUCUGGACUCAAGAUCAUCUACAGUGCUGAGUGUUAGGAUAGCAGCACUUUAUCUGUGUCGAAGCAGCGGGUUAAAAUUGGUUGCAAGCAAUUAUUGAAGAAUACUGCUCAGUAAAGUGAUGUACGGUAGGAUGAAAAAUGUUACUAGUUCUCAGGGCUAUGAAGCAGAUGUAUGAUUUGUAUUUAACUGGGAGGUUUAGUUCUAAAGUAAGGGUGUUGAAUCACGGUUCUGGAGAGCAAUCCCACUCCAGGCUUAACAAGUAAAAUGAAAUCAUUAAGUGCUUCAGAGUCUGGAUAUUUUAAUUGGUUCUGUUUAACAAUGUAGAACAGGGUUGGAAGUGCAGGCUUUGCUCAGCCCUGUUCUAAAGCAAAACCUGACUGAGAAGCAGAGUCUCUUUUCCAGUGGCAUUUUUACUUCUGGGAUGGGGCACGGAUUUGCAAUUUGAAGCUUUUGUUAAAAUGCUUGUGUCAUGGUCAGAGUCAGAUGACAGUCCCAGUCCGCAUUCUGAAUCACUAAGCUGCACUUCCUUCUGAAUGUAAUACCGAACCCUCAGAAUGUAUAAGGAUUGCAUCGACCCCUUUACAUGCAAGGGGGGGGGGGUCUGUCCUUGAGUUUCCAUCAACAUGUCCUUACAGUCCAUUUUUUUAUACUCAGGGGGUCCUGAGGGAUAUUUUUGGCUUGCUGUGUCCCACAUUCACGCUCCGGUGUCCUUGUUACUGAACUAACCUCCUCUCCUGAGGUCUAUUUGUCCUCAUUUUCUAGACUAUUUAGUAAAAUAAAAUGGGCAUAGAGUACACGUCCGAAUACAACUACAUCGACUCUGCACAUAAUCUUUUGUGCAAGGUACAACCAAAUUACACGAUCAGGAAUUGUGCUAAAUGCAAGUUGUUAGUGUAUGGAGCUUCAUCCUUACAAUAGCCAAAUGAUGUACUAAGUGUAUAUAACAGAUAAAUGGUGUCUACAGAGUAGCUGCACAACCUUAAUUCUGAAGUGUAUUCAAUCAGGGUAACACUUUAUUCAAAGUUUGAGUAAAAUCAAUGUGAUUAAAAGGAGUGGACAGCGAAACCUGAAAUAACCGAAAGAGGACAAAACAUUAACAGUAUGACUGCAUGCUCGAGGCAGCCACAUUCAUUGGCGAAAUCUAUAAAUUAAAAUUUAAAACCUGAUAAGACCAGAGGAUCUCUUCGUUCAAGUCACUGUCAAGUUGUACUGCGCCUUGAAUAACACGAAAUGAACGCUAAUGUUGCUUAAUCGUAUUUAAUUGGUUGUACAACGACAGCUGCCACCUGGAAGAGAACUCUCAUUGGGGCUCAUUAAGUUUAAUUAUUAAUGUCCUGGUUUGCAAUCGCAAAUAAUAUCUCUGAAACGCUUGCCUUUACUUGUUUAUGAGAUCACCAUGUUCUGACUGUUGGGCUGCAAGUUCCACUGGGUUUUUACUUUGCACUCAGAAUGACGUUGCAUUGUGAUAAAGAACAAAGAGCGUUUGUUUUACGAGAUCAAGCUCUGUAAUCCAGCUAGUUUUAUUAUUCCAGGUUGAGGCAAAACCAAAAGCGUUACCAAAACGAGGGGAUGUGCUGGAGGAAGUAGAAAUAUAUCCAAUUAAAGAAUGAAAGCUCUUUGACCCUCCUGGUCUCCGCUUUGCUGACGUUUUCAUUCCAGAAGCACAGUCUGCGCUCUCAAACUGCAUUGAGCAUGGUUCACUAACCAUUCAACAUUGAGACCGGAAUGAACCCGCUUGCACAGGGAGGGGAGGGAUUUAUUGGAAAAUCAAGAACAGUUUCCACAGUGGGAUUGGGGGAACAGCAAGGAUUGCAUGUGCUUAUAUACAAGAGGGUGGAGGCCAAUAUUCAUUAUUUGAAAGGAAUUUCUCAUAUGAGAAGAAUAGGCACAUACUUGGAUUAUACCACUGUGGCAACCAGACAACUUAUAUUUUAAUAUCUCUAUAUAUUCAAUAAAGAUAUAAACUGGCAAUGCUUUCAGCUGUAUAGUGAACUGCACAAAUUAGUCACAUUGCUAUCUGGCACUCCGAAACAUUAGGCAACUUGUGUUAUUAGUUGCUAUGCUAAUUUCAAUGGCUCCCAGCUGUUAGAAAUGGCAGUUGCCAUUAUCUGAGCUUGUUUAAGAAGCAAACACAAUGACAAACCAUUUACUCCAUGAUGUGGCGUUUGUCUCAUACUGUGUAGUAUAUGAGGCGAUAUAGCUUUAAUAUACAUACAUUGUGAUACAGUAAAAACUGUUUUUAUGGUAAACUGAACUAAGCUGUCACCUGCUCUCAACCAGCCAGUAAGUGAAUGGCCAUGGAAUCCUAAAUAAGCAGUGUGUUACCUUAAAGGGAUACUAUAAUCUACAUGCGCACACUGCUAACUAUUCCACUGAAAAAUUGCUUCUGAUUUUCAGUGGGGAAGUGAGGCAGGGAAGCAUAUUAGUGGCGCACAGUCCUCACCUAUGGGCAUUAAUAUUCUUCACAGCAUCACUUCCCCACAAUCAGCCGCAAGGAGUCUUUUCAGAAGUCUGUCUCAUAAGGAUCUACUUACUUAUUAUACAAAUAAUGAAUGAAACAUUAGGUUUUGACAUUAAAGCAAAAUGUUUGACAUGUGGAUAAGAUCUAUUGUUUUUUCACAUGGGAUUGCUUAAUAAGUAUAUUAAUAUUAAAACAACAAAUGACAGGACUGCAAUUCCAUAUCAAGGAUCCGGUGAAGACUCUUUCCUCUGUUGAACGAUUUAUUUGGCUUCCGCAAUGAAAUAAUAUAUCUGUUGGAUUCAAAGUAAAAUACCAGCAACUCUUAGCCUGGUGCUUAUGUACAGAUAUUCAUGAAUGCAUACAGACAGAUUUACCCAGAUACACACAAGUUGUUUUAAUAUAACUCAUAAUGCUGCAUUGCUACUGCUGCUGCCAAGAUACCCCGUUUCUUAACAGUAGCACAUUUUAGUAGCAAAAGAUCAUUGAGGAUUAUUCAAAAGGGGCUGUUUCAGAAAUGCUUGGUUAAGGACUGUUGUUAUAACCUUUUUUUUAGAGAGGGUUAGAAGUUUAUUCUUAUAAAAAAAAGUCCUUUAAACUGUCCCUAAACUUGUGUGAACAGGGCCCAAUGAAGGAAAGUUACAAUCGCUUAUAAUCUGUAUCCAUGACCUUUAGAUAUAAAACCUUAUUUUAAUGCAAUCAGUUCAAUAUCCUUUAAAAAAGUCUGAAAACAUUUUGAAAACAACUGUUCAGACAAAAUAUGAAUUUGAAUCAUAAAUAUUUGCUUUAAAUCUGACCAGGGUUGCAGAUACUGUAAAUACUGACCAGGCCAGGGUCAUGUCAGUGGGAAUUGAUUUACUUGGUUUAUUUUGUAAAGCUGUUUCAAUGAUUGUUUUAACAGUUUUUUUUAUCCUGUCUGAAUGAUUCAUCUCUUUUUGCCGUUGUUUUUCUAAUGUUAUUUUUUGCCGUCUUCUCUUGCCAGGACCCCUUUGUAAUGUAAUGUGUAUCUCAAGGGUUCUAUCCUGGUAAAAUAAAUACAUUUGACAUUUGA